AUGACACAAUUCGCUACAUAUCCCAGUCUCCGCGGCAAGACUGUCCUGAUCUCAGGUGGCGCCGAGGGCAUCGGCGCCUCUGCGGUGGAACACUUCUGCAAUCAGGGAUCCAACGUCGUCUUUCUCGACAUUUCCGAGGCAUCGGCCCAGGCGUUGGUUCAAAAGGUCCGUGAGGCCGAAGGCGCAACCACACCAACAUUCAUGCAUUGCGAUGUGACGGAUUUAGAGCAGCUCAAGUCGUGUGCUCAGAAAACGCUUGAGCUAUUCGGCCAUGUUGAUAUACUGAUAAACAAUGUUGGCGCUGCCGGGCCCAGGAGUCGUGUUCCCACGUCUGGUGUCACGCCCGAGUCCUUCGACUUGGAUAUUAACACUAAUCUCCGCCAUCAGUUCUUCCUGACUCAGGCUAUCGUACCCUCAAUGCAAAAACAAAAGUCCGGAUGUAUCAUCAAUAUGGGAUCCAUCACUUGGAGGAUCCCUGCCACGGGAAUCCCAAUCUAUACAACCGUCAAGGCAGGCAUUAUGGGUAUGACAAGAACGCACGCAAGGGAAUUCGGCGAGUUUGGGAUUCGGGUUAACAGUAUCAUGCCUGGAGCAAUUGCGACACAGAGACAGAUUGAUACCGUCCUUACGCCGGAGUAUGAAGCAGAGUCUUUGGGUGCGCAGUGCCUAAAGAGGGUACUCGUGCCUGCUGAAGUGGCUAGAUUGAUGCUGUUCUUGGCGUCUGAUGAUGCCAGUGCAAUCACGGGAGGGAGUUACGUGGUAGAUGGCGGAUGGUGCGGUGAUACUUGA
Molecule: messenger RNA, 789 nt
Organism: Clonostachys rhizophaga
Lineage: Eukaryota; Fungi; Ascomycota; Sordariomycetes; Hypocreales; Bionectriaceae
Source: the annotation of a GenBank genome assembly